Messenger RNA from Xiphophorus couchianus (Monterrey platyfish), 2379 nucleotides. It is a transcript of the gene slc38a6, whose product is annotated as solute carrier family 38 member 6. Gene Ontology annotation, molecular function: L-glutamine transmembrane transporter activity. The transcript is spliced from 16 exons. The coding region runs from base 207 to 1580 and encodes 457 amino acids. Lineage: Eukaryota; Metazoa; Chordata; Actinopteri; Cyprinodontiformes; Poeciliidae. Gene Ontology annotation, cellular component: plasma membrane. The record is from RefSeq and is a predicted model, not a curated record. Gene Ontology annotation, biological process: amino acid transmembrane transport; L-glutamine transport.
AGUUUUUAAAAAUGUAAUUGAAGUAUGACCCAGGAGGUAGCAGUAGUGCAACACUUUGGAUUCAAGCUUCCGGUAAAAACUGAAGAAGAAGAAGAACUGAGGAACUAAAUGGAUCUUAAGACACUAAUCAGCUGACAAGACUUCUGGAGACGAUGUGCUCAUAAAAUUAGGGAGCGAAUAUUGUUCUGUGUUUUUAUCUGUUCAGAAUGAGCAUCAACAGCAGCGAGCAGGCGGAUGUUUAUUCCAGGCUCUCUGAAAGAGACUCUGCUCUUAGCGAAAACACUCCUCUGUUGGGAAAUGGAUUGGCGCAGACCAGAGCCACUGGAGCCUCCUUCGCCUCCUCUGUGUUCAACCUGAUGAACGCCAUCAUGGGCAGUGGGAUUCUGGGUCUGGCUUUUGCCAUGGCCAGCACAGGGAUAGUUUUGUUUUGCAUCCUGUUAGUACUGGUGUCCACCCUUGCAGGAUAUUCCAUCCAUCUGCUUCUGAAGCUUUGUGACCAAACAGGUAUCAACUCGUAUGAGGAACUUGGAGAAAAAGCCUUGAAAAAACCAGGAAAAGUUUUGGUCGGUUUAGCGAUUGUCAUCCAAAAUAUAGGUGCCAUGUCGUCCUACUUGUUCAUCCUGAAGUCGGAGCUUCCUGCAGCCAUCAGCAGCCUCCUGAAUGCAGGAAACACCGGAAAUGCCUGGUAUGAAGAUGGCAGGCUACUUCUCAUCAUCAUCACAUUUUGUGUUGUUGUGCCUUUAGCAAUGUUGCCAAAAAUCGGAUUCCUGGGUUACACCAGCAGCCUCGCCUUCAUCUUCAUGUUGUAUUUUGCAGUUGUGGUUGUGGUGAAGAAAUGGUCUAUUCCAUGUCCGCUGCCUCAUAACAUCACAACGCUCUCAGACUUUAAGAAGGUAUCAAACCGAUCUGACUCAGAAUGUACACCUAAACUCUUCAUCCUCUCCAUAAAGAGUGCCUACGCCAUCCCUACUAUGGCCUUUUCCUUUCUGUGCCAUACAGCCAUCCUGCCCAUCUACUGCGAACUGAAGCGACCAACCAAAACCCGAAUGCAGAACGUUGCAAACAUCAGCAUCGGUCUCAGCUUCCUGCUCUACUUCAUUUCUGCUCUGUUUGGGUACCUCACCUUCUAUAGCCAUGUAGAGUCUGAGCUGCUGCGCGGCUACGACGUGUACCUACCGCGCGACAUCAUGGUGAUGACGGUCCGGCUGGCCAUCCUUCUCUCUGUGCUGCUGACGGUGCCGCUCAUACACUUUCCCGCCCGUAAGGCUGUGAUUGUGAUGCUGUACGGAGGACUCCACUUCUCCUGGCUGACCCACAUCAUCUCCACUCUGAUCAUCCUGGGUGUGGUGCUGAUGCUGGCCAUCUUUGUGCCUGAUAUCAGGAAUGUGUUUGGAGUCGUUGGCUCAACGAUGUCCAGCUGCCUGCUGUUUAUUUUUCCAGGAAUCUUCUACCUUAAAAUCAGCAGCCAGCCAAUCAAAUCCGUCAACUCCAUUCUGGCCAUACUUCUGGUGGUUUUUGGGUUGAUAAUGGGCGUUACCAGUCUCACUGUUAUCAUUCUCUCGUGGGUGCUCAGCUCUUGAUCCAAAUCCAAACCAGAAAGGGAAAUGUGAACCAAAGAAACUGAAUCAUGAAAGGGACCAGCAUCACCUCAGGGACUUUUUUAUGAUGAACACUAAAAUGUUUAUAUAGCUUUCAAACUACGACAAACUUUUUCUACAUAUUGACUUUUAAUUUUUUUUAAUUUUUCUGGAUUUAAAAAUGAACAAGGGAUGAUUUUACUAUUUUGAUUUUGCACUUUAUGAUUCCUUUGAACUUUCCUGAAACCCUUAAUGAUUCUUGUCCUAACUUGAUGUAUUUCUGCUCUGGUUUGAGCACUAAAUGAAGGGAAAAUUGUUUACAUAAUGAAACCCGGGUUUGCUUGUUUAACCACUAAAAUGUCUUCAUCAGAACGUCUAAGACUCAUCUGUGUAAACAUGUGUUUGAUUGGCAGCAGCGGUUAUGAUGCUGAGAGCCACGCUUUUCUGCGGUUCGGCUUGCAGCUAAUGAAAGCCACACGCUCCGCACGUUUCCAUUCGCUGUUACACUGUUUAGUUCGUCUUUAAGUUGCCUCUCAAGCACUCAGGCAACUAGUCGGCUUUCUGCUUUAAAGAAGAACCACUUCAAUCAGUCUCCUCGUUAAAUAAAAUGCAAUAAAUAACCCUGAACAAACUACAGAUGACAACAGUUGACAGUUGUACAAUUAAACACAGCUAAAAUUCACAUUAAUCAUAACAGUUUAAAAAACAUAUACAAAGCAUGACAAAAUCACACGUGAAACCCUGUACAUAAUUAAGUCUGUCUAAAAUGUAUGUUAAAAUAUAAUAUUUGUAAAGGAAACAG